CUCUGCACUAUAAAAGCCCAAAUUCCCAUCCCCAGCACAACACCAACGACCUCGAUCCCUCCUUCUCUGCCGUUCUCGAUCUCCUUGUGCUCAGAAUAAUACAUAUGGCUUCGUCUCUGCUUUCUCCUUCACAUGUUGUGAAGAUGCUGCUAUUCUCUCUUAUGGUUACUUCUUUAAUAGCACUACCCUCGUACGCAAGCAGCAAUUUCUACGAGAACUUCGACAUCACUUGGGGAGACGGCCGUGCUAAAAUUCUCAACAACGGCGACCUCCUCACUCUUUCCCUUGACAGAGCCUCCGGCUCUGGUUUUCAAUCCAAGCAGGAGUACCUCUUUGGCAAAAUCGACAUGCAGCUGAAGCUCGUCCCCGGCAACUCCGCCGGCACUGUUACUGCCUACUAUCUGUCCUCGCAAGGGUCUGCUCACGAUGAGAUUGAUUUUGAAUUCUUGGGGAACUUGAGCGGAGAUCCCUACAUUCUUCAUACUAAUGUUUUCAGCCAAGGCAAAGGCAAUCGGGAGCAGCAAUUCUAUUUGUGGUUUGAUCCCACUGCUGACUUUCACACCUAUUCCAUCCUCUGGAAUCCUCAAGCCAUAAUCUUCUCUGUGGAUGGCAUACCUAUUAGGGAAUUCAAGAACAUGGAAUCAAUGGGUGUUCCGUUCCCUAAGAACCAGCUGAUGAGAUUAUACUCGAGCCUUUGGAAUGCAGAUGAUUGGGCCACGAGAGGUGGGCUGGUGAAGGCAGAUUGGACCCAAGCGCCCUUCACAGCCUCCUACAGGAAUUACAGUGCUGAUGCUUGUGUGAUGUCGUCUGGAGUAUCAACAUGCAGUUCAACUUCUUCUAGUUCUACGAAUUCAUGGCUCAACGAGGAGUUGGAUUAUACAAGUCAAGGAAGGCUAACAUGGGUUCAGCAAAAUUACAUGAUAUAUAAUUACUGCACGGAUACAAAGCGAUUUCCUCAGGGCUUCCCGGCAGAAUGCACUCUCACCAACAAGUCUUAAAAGGAAUACACUAGCUAAUCAGUCAAUUAUUUCUUUUCAUUUUGCCUUUUUAUCAAUACAUUCAUUCAUUGAUUCAUUAGUUUCGCCUUUUGUAUUCUUUCAUCUUAUUAAUUGAUUUGCUUUUGGAAUAUCCAAAUACAAUAUUUCUUUUCAUUU
Messenger RNA from Malania oleifera, 1154 nucleotides. RefSeq names its product probable xyloglucan endotransglucosylase/hydrolase protein 23. Gene Ontology annotation, cellular component: apoplast; cell wall. Lineage: Eukaryota; Viridiplantae; Streptophyta; Magnoliopsida; Santalales; Ximeniaceae. Gene Ontology annotation, molecular function: xyloglucan:xyloglucosyl transferase activity; hydrolase activity, hydrolyzing O-glycosyl compounds. Gene Ontology annotation, biological process: xyloglucan metabolic process; cell wall biogenesis. The record is from RefSeq and is a predicted model, not a curated record. The transcript is spliced from 3 exons. The coding region runs from base 105 to 998 and encodes 297 amino acids.